Messenger RNA from Penicillium verrucosum, 654 nucleotides. RefSeq names its product putative RNA binding protein Pym. The coding region runs from base 1 to 654 and encodes 217 amino acids. Gene Ontology annotation, cellular component: exon-exon junction complex; cytoplasm. Gene Ontology annotation, molecular function: RNA binding. The record is from RefSeq and is a predicted model, not a curated record. Gene Ontology annotation, biological process: exon-exon junction complex disassembly. NCBI's taxonomy places the organism in Eukaryota, Fungi, Ascomycota, Eurotiomycetes, Eurotiales, Aspergillaceae. The transcript has a single exon.
AUGGCCUCCAACGUCGCGAGGUCCGGCAUCACCACCGAUGCCCAAACCGGCGAACGAUACAUUCCCUCCUCGGUCCGUGCCGAUGGUUCAAAGCGCAAGGAGAUCCGCGUGCGCCCCGGCUAUAAACCCCCCGAGGAUGUCGAACUUUACAAGAACCGGGCAGCGGCGGCAUGGAAAACUCGAGGAAAAGGCGGGGUGCCGGGUGCGGAAGGAUUGAGCAGCGAAGAAGACAAGACCAAGGCCGCAGUGAAACCAACCACCACCACCUCCACUGUCGCCAGCAACAAGAACGCCAAACGCCGCGAAGCCAAGCGGAACGCGAAAGAAACCGACGAAGCCGGUCCCACCGCUGAGGGCAAGGGCGCCGAGUCAAACAACUGGCGUGUCCCCGCAGCCACGGCCGCACCUAAGGAAGAGAAGCCUGCUGAAGAACCGCUUGAUCUCGAAGCCGAGAAGGAGAAGAAAGCCCGCAGUCUGAAGAAGAAACUCCGCCAGGCGCGGGAUCUUCGCGAUAAGAAGCAGCAGGGAGAGGCCCUGCUGCCCGAGCAGCUGGAGAAGGUGAUCAAAAUUCAGGAACUUGUCCGGCAGCUGGAUAUGUUGGGGUUUGAUUCCAAUGGCGAUAGGAAAGAUGGGGACAGCAAUGUGAAUCCUUGA